AUGGUCUUCAUCAGCGGCUGGUGUUGGCUCAAUUGUCACAGAGAUGAAUCUGAUGGGGGAUAUGGCUCUUUAGAUCUGAGGCUGGAUCUCAUCAUCUCCAUGACAACUGAGCAAACUCCAUCCACAGAUGAAGGCUAUAACAGAUUUGAACAUCCAGCUGGUGGCUACAAGAAGAUUUUUGAGACAUGCGAGGAGCUGUCUGAGGCUCUUCCAGCAACAGUGACAGGUAGGAUCCCCACAUUUCUGAAAGGAAGUCUUCUCCGUUUGGGACCCGGCCUUUUUGAGGUUGGGGAUGAACCCUUCUAUCACCUCUUUGAUGGCCAGGCCCUCAUGCACAAAUUUGAUUUCAAGAAUGGACAGGUCACCUACUAUCGAAAGUUUGUCAGAACAGAUGCUUAUGUGCGAGCUAUCACAGAGAAGCGUGUGGUCAUCACUGAGUUUGGCACAUUUGCAUACCCUGAUCCCUGCAAAAACAUUUUCUCCAGGUUUUUCUCUUACUUCAAGGGUGUUGAAGUCACAGACAACUGCCUGGUGAAUGUCUAUCCGGUUGGUGAGGAUUAUUAUGCUGUAACAGAAACCAACUACAUGACUAAAGUAAACACUGACACCUUGGAGACACUGAAGAAGGUUGAUAUGUGCAACUAUGUCAACAUAAACGGAGUGACAGCCCACCCCCAUAUUGAGAGAGACGGCACUGUGUACAACAUUGGGAACUGCAUGGGGAAAGGAGCAACACUGGCCUACAACAUUGUCAAAACACCACCAACACAGAAAGACAAGUCUGAUCCCAUCGAGAAAUCCAAGGUGGUGGUGCAGUUCCCUAGUGCUGAGAGGUUCAAGCCCUCCUACGUGCACAGCUUUGGUAUGUCAGAAAACUACUUUGUCUUUGUGGAGACUCCCGUGAAAAUCAACCUGCUGAAAUUCUUGAGUGCCUGGAGCAUCCGAGGCUCCAACUACAUGGACUGCUUUGAGUCCAAUGAGAGCCAAGGGACAUUGUUCCACAUUGCCAAGAAGGACCCAGGAGAGUACAUUGACCACAAGUUCAAAGGGGCACCCAUUGGCAUGUUCCAUCACAUCAACACCUAUGAGGACAAUGGCUUCAUUGUUUUUGACCUGUGUGCAUGGAAGGGCUUUGAGUUUGUUUAUAACUAUCUGUGGCUGGCCAACCUGAGAGCCAACUGGGAAGAAGUGAAGAAGGCGGCCAUGAUGGCGCCCCAGCCGGAGGUCCGCAGAUAUGUUAUUCCCCUGGAUGUCCACAAGGAGGAGCAGGGGAAGAACCUUGUCAGCCUGCCGUACACCACGGCCACAGCUGUGAUGCACGCUGAUGGGACGAUCUGGCUGGAGCCUGAGGUGCUGUUCUCUGGACCUCGCCAAGCUUUUGAGUUCCCUCAGAUCAACUACGAGAGGUACGCAGGGAAGAAUUACACAUACUCAUACGGCCUCGGUCUCAACCAUUUCAUACCAGACAGGAUCUGCAAGUUGAAUGUGAAGACCAAGGAGACCUGGGUAUGGCAGGAGCCAGACUCCUACCCCUCAGAGCCCCUGUUUGUUCAGACCCCUGAUGGGAUCGAUGAGGAUGAUGGUGUGCUGCUGACCAUUGUGGCGGCUCCUGGGUCCACGAGACCAGCAUACCUCCUCAUCCUCAACGCCAAAGAUCUGUCUGAGGUCGCCAGAGCAGAGGUGGAGUGCUCCAUUCCUGUCACCUUUCACGGGAUGUACAAACCGUAA
Messenger RNA from Scomber scombrus (Atlantic mackerel), 1728 nucleotides. RefSeq names its product retinoid isomerohydrolase. Bases 1 to 1728 code for a protein of 575 amino acids. Gene Ontology annotation, biological process: zeaxanthin biosynthetic process; retinal metabolic process. The record is from RefSeq and is a predicted model, not a curated record. NCBI's taxonomy places the organism in Eukaryota, Metazoa, Chordata, Actinopteri, Scombriformes, Scombridae. The transcript is spliced from 14 exons. Gene Ontology annotation, molecular function: retinol isomerase activity; beta-carotene 15,15'-dioxygenase activity; all-trans-retinyl-ester hydrolase, 11-cis retinol forming activity.